This is a messenger RNA of Zasmidium cellare ATCC 36951, 882 nucleotides long. RefSeq lists its product as uncharacterized. The transcript is spliced from 2 exons. The record is from RefSeq and is a predicted model, not a curated record. Lineage: Eukaryota; Fungi; Ascomycota; Dothideomycetes; Mycosphaerellales; Mycosphaerellaceae. The coding region runs from base 1 to 882 and encodes 293 amino acids.
AUGCUCCUCGUCCUAACGACCCUCGCUGUCGCAGCCGUGUCGCUCGCCGAAUACCAAGAAUUUUUCUUCACAGCCAACGGCACCUGUCCCGGACUCGCCUGGGGGUGCGUCGCGGACGGCGUGCUCGCCGCUUGCGCGUACGACAGCACCGUAGACAAAAACUACUGUUGCGGCGGCGCCGCGCAGGGAACGUGUCGAGUCUCCGCCCCGGAUUGCUUGGGGGGUGAUGGCGGGCCCUCGUCGACGCAGCAGCUGUGCAGUGUUGGGGACACGAACUGGUGCUGUUUGAAGGAUACGGAGGCUUGUACGCCUAAGCAAGGACAAAUCAACGUCUGCAUCGCCACGCAGCCCGAUACGAUUGCCAAUGUCAGCCAGGAAGUUUUGAAUGAGACGUUUUCUUCGCUGUCCUCUGCCGCGCCGACGGCGACGACGUUCUCGUUCGAUGCGGUGGCGCUUGCUGCUGCGGCGGUUUCUACGAGUUCGUCGUCGACGGUCACAUCCUCUCCGUUACCGUCAGACUCGUCUUCAAGUUCUUCGACUUCCAGUCCGAGCCCAACACCCUCCAGCAGCUCCUCCUCCAAUUCCCUCUCCGGCGGCGCAAUCGCCGGCAUAGUCGUUGGCUGUGUCGUCGGUAUCGCCGCGGUCCUCAUCAUUGCAUUCCUGAUCUUUCGUUGCCGGCGUAACAACAACAGCAGAAGUCCCGCGAACGAGACAGGUUAUACGAGCGUGCCUACGCAGUCGAUGGAGAAGAGAGAGAUGGGUACGGACGGGAGAUUCGAGCUUUUCUCCCAAAAACCUGCAGCGGCAGAAUUGGAGGGCACGCAUGAGCCGAGAGAGUUACCUGGUGGGAGGGGGAUAGCGAGCGAGUUGCCUGCGCAUUGA